This is a messenger RNA of Miscanthus lutarioriparius, 735 nucleotides long. Lineage: Eukaryota; Viridiplantae; Streptophyta; Magnoliopsida; Poales; Poaceae. The record is from the annotation of a GenBank genome assembly.
AUGGCCCUGACGCUCGCACCGGAGCCGGCGGCGGUGGCGGGCGGCGGAGGAAGAGUCGGCGACGUCGACUACAGCCACAGCCACAGCCAUGGCGGCAGCAGCGGCAAGCGCGAGCGCAUGUUCGAGAAGGUGGUGACGCCGAGCGACGUGGGGAAGCUGAACCGGCUGGUGGUGCCAAAGCAGUUCGCGGAGCGGCACCUGCCGCUGCGCGGCGCGGCGGCCAGGUCGCGGGGCACGGUGCUGUGCUUCCACGACGCGCGCGGCGGCGGGACGGCGUGGCGGUUCCGCUACUCGUACUGGAGCAGCAGCCAGAGCUACGUGAUGACCAAGGGCUGGAACCGCUACGUCCGGGACAAGCGCCUGGCGGCCGGGGACACCGUCGCCUUCUGCCGCGACGGCACAAGGCUCUUCAUCGACUGCCGCCGGCGGAGGAGUAGUCGUACCGGGGAACAGGGCGCGGUGCCGCCUGCGGUCGUCGUCCCGGCGGCGAUGCUCGCCGUGCCGCCGAUGACAGGGCACCACCAGCAGCAGAAGCAGGGCUUGGUCAUCGUCUUCUCCGGCCAGCACCAGCACCAGCAGGCGGAGGAGGCGGUGACGAUCGUGGAAGCAGCUGCAGCAGCAGAAGCGGAGGACGAGGAGGAGGCGCAGCGGCGGCGCGGGCGGUGGCUCCGGCUGUUCGGCGUCAACCUGCUGGAGCUUCGUGCCGAUCCGGUGCUGCUUGAUCUGCAACUUUGA